UAAACGUGGUCUGCUUGCUGAUGGCAGAAUGGCACUCGGAGAUUUGUGCAUUGUGUCUGGUUUCCUACGGGCAGGCUGACCCAGUGCCUCCAGGGACUUAUCAAUAGACCACUCAGAAGAGACACAGACAGGAGAGAGGAGGAGGGGUGGGGGGAGAGAGAGAGAAUCAAUAUCAAGAAUAGAAGGAGCUCCGAAGCCAUUUUUUUUUUAAAGAAGUAUCGGGACUUGGGAGAGGGUGACAAAGAAGGUUUUUCAAAGAGGCAGUGGAGGAGGUUCUAAUAAAUUUGGAAGGAAACAGUUCCCUGUCUUGGGAAAAGGAGAACUCCUGACUGAUUAGCAUUCACACCAGCUAAGCCUUCAUAUGUGGAAGAAAAACUCAAACCUUUUCCCUUUCCACACUUUACGGAAGAUAAGAUGCAGCUGCUCUCUGUUCCCUGCCCCAAUGAACAUCUGCACUAGGCCCAAGCCUUGGAGUGAUUUACCUGAAGAGUGACACCAUUUAUUUGGAAACUACUAUGAGGAAACUGAAGCCCAGAGAGGUGAAGUGAGGUGCCCAAGGCCACACAGCAAGUUAGAGGCACAGCUAGUACCAUAGCUCAAGUCUCCUGACUCCCAGUCCAGUGCUCCUCCCAUUACUCCACGGGUCCUGUCUCUAAGCUUCCUGACAAAUGCUAGAACGGAAGAAACCCAAGACAGCUGAAAACCAGAAGGCAUCUGAGGAGAAUGAGAUUACUCAGCCGGGUGGAUCCAGCGCCAAGCCGGGCCUUCCCUGCCUGAACUUUGAAGCUGUUUUGUCUCCAGACCCAGCCCUCAUCCACUCAACACAUUCACUGACAAACUCUCGCGCUCACACCGGGUCAUCUGAUUGUGACAUCAGUUGCAAGGGGAUGACCGAGCGCAUUCACAGCAUCAACCUUCACAACUUCAGCAAUUCCGUGCUCGAGACCCUCAACGAGCAGCGCAACCGUGGCCACUUCUGUGACGUGACGGUGCGCAUCCACGGGAGCAUGCUGCGUGCACACCGCUGCGUGCUGGCAGCCGGCAGCCCCUUCUUCCAGGACAAGCUGCUGCUGGGCUACAGCGACAUCGAGAUCCCGUCCGUGGUGUCGGUGCAGUCGGUGCAAAAGCUCAUUGACUUCAUGUACAGCGGCGUGCUGCGCGUCUCGCAGUCAGAAGCCCUGCAGAUCCUCACGGCCGCCAGCAUCCUGCAGAUCAAAACAGUCAUCGAUGAGUGCACGCGCAUCGUGUCGCAGAACGUGGGCGAUGUGUUCCCAGGGAUCCAGGACUCGGGCCAGGACACGCCGCGGGGCACUCCCGAGUCAGGCACAUCUGGCCAGAGCAGCGACACCGAGUCAGGCUACCUGCAGAGCCACCCGCAGCACAGCGUGGACAGGAUCUACUCGGCGCUCUACGCGUGCUCCAUGCAGAACGGCAGCGGCGAGCGCUCCUUCUACAGCGGGGCGGUGGUCAGCCACCACGAGACUGCCCUCGGCCUGCCCCGCGACCACCACAUGGAAGACCCCAGCUGGAUCACGCGCAUCCACGAGCGCUCGCAGCAGAUGGAGCGCUACCUGUCCACCACCCCCGAGACCACGCACUGCCGCAAACAGCCCCGGCCCGUGCGCAUCCAGACCCUGGUGGGCAACAUCCACAUCAAGCAGGAGAUGGAGGACGAUUACGACUACUAUGGGCAGCAAAGGGUGCAGAUCCUGGAGCGCAACGAAUCCGAGGAGUGCACGGAAGACACCGACCAGGCCGAGGGCACCGAGAGUGAGCCCAAGGGCGAAAGCUUCGACUCGGGCGUCAGCUCCUCCAUAGGCACUGAGCCUGAUUCGGUGGAGCAGCAGUUCGGGCCCGCGGCGGCCCGGGACGGCCAGGCCGAACCGGCCCAACCCGAGCAGGCUGCGGAAGCCCCUGCUGAGGGCGGCCCGCAGCCACACCAACUAGAGACAGGUGCCUCCUCCCCGGAAAGAAGCAACGAGGCGGACAUGGACAACACGGUCAUCACUGUCAGCAACAGCUCCGACAAGAGCGUCUUGCAGCAGCCUUCGGUCAACACGUCCAUCGGGCAGCCAUUGCCAAGCACCCAGCUCUACUUACGCCAGACAGAAACCCUCACCAGCAACCUGAGGAUGCCUCUGACCUUGACCAGCAACACGCAGGUCAUUGGCACAGCCGGCAACACCUACCUGCCGGCCCUCUUCACUACCCAGCCCGCGGGCAGUGGCCCCAAGCCUUUCCUCUUCAGCCUGCCACAGCCCCUGGCAGGCCAGCAGACCCAGUUUGUGACAGUGUCCCAGCCCGGCCUGUCGACCUUUACUGCACAGCUGCCAGCGCCACAGCCCCUGGCCCCAUCCGCAGGCCACAGCACAGCCAGUGGGCAGGGCGAAAAAAAGCCUUAUGAGUGCACUCUCUGCAACAAGACUUUCACCGCCAAACAAAACUACGUCAAGCACAUGUUCGUACACACAGGUGAGAAGCCCCACCAAUGCAGCAUCUGUUGGCGCUCCUUCUCCUUAAAGGAUUACCUUAUCAAGCACAUGGUGACACACACGGGAGUGAGGGCAUACCAGUGUAGCAUCUGCAACAAGCGCUUCACCCAGAAGAGCUCUCUGAACGUGCACAUGCGCCUGCACCGGGGGGAGAAGUCCUACGAGUGCUACAUCUGCAAAAAGAAGUUCUCCCACAAGACCCUCCUGGAGCGACACGUGGCCCUGCACAGUGCCAGCAACGGGACCCCUCCCGCGGGCACACCCCCGGGUGCCCGCGCCGGCCCCCCAGGCGUGGUGGCCUGCACGGAGGGGACGACUUACGUCUGCUCCGUCUGUCCAGCAAAGUUUGACCAAAUCGAGCAGUUCAACGACCAUAUGAGGAUGCACGUGUCUGACGGAUAAGUAGUAUCUUUCUCUUUUUCUUAUGAACAAAAGAAAACAACAGAAAAGAAACAAACAAACAAAAAAAGCUAUGGCACUAGAAUUUAAGAAAUGUUUCGGUUUCGUUUUUACUUUCUGUUUUUGUUUUCGUUUCGUUUCUUUUUGUACUACAUGAAGAACUGUUUUUUGCCUGCUGGUACAUUACAUUUCCGGAGGCUUGGGUGAAUAAUAGUUUUCCCAGCCUCCCUCGGAUGGUGGCCUUAAGGCCUGGUAGUGCUUCAAGGGGUCCACUGGUUGGAUCUCUAGCUACUGGCCUCUAAAUACAACCCUUCUUUACAAAAAAAUCUUUAAAAAAAAGUAAAAAAAAAAAAAAAUUUUUUUUUUCACUUGUGAAGAGCACUACAAAAAUAUAUAACAAAAUCUAAAAGGCCUACUGUCUUUAAGUACACCGCUUGCAGUGUUUCAGUGGACAUUUUCACAAUGCUGGCCGCUUGGACUUCACAGUAACCAGUCAAAACUGUGGAAUAUCACUUCUGGUUGAAAACCCAGAGGAAAGGCCCUACUGUUUUCCACCUACCACAUUGUCUGAUUUCAUAAAAGGGCUGUGGGGGUGGGAAGGGGCAGUGGGUUCGGAGGUGUGGGAAAGGCAAUGGCAGGCUUCUCUCCCAGAUUCUGCUUGGGUCCACACACCCUGGCCCACCUCCUCCAUAUCCCCCCUCUCAGCAGAAGCCAGGAAGACUUGGACAAGCAUCAAGCAACAGUGGCUAUCGUAUUUAUUCAGUGUCUUCGCUGAGCCACAGCCUCAGCACAAUCAAGAGGGACUUUCAUGAAGGCAGGAAUGCAGAUAAAACAAAGAUAUCAGAGGUUUGCACCUACGUUUCUAGGUACAAGAGAAGGAUUAUUUCCAACAAUCUUUGCAAAAAACAAA
Messenger RNA from Ceratotherium simum simum (southern white rhinoceros), 3801 nucleotides. The record is from RefSeq and is a predicted model, not a curated record. NCBI's taxonomy places the organism in Eukaryota, Metazoa, Chordata, Mammalia, Perissodactyla, Rhinocerotidae.